CUCUGCUAGCAAACCAUCCAGGUUUCCUCUUUGGCACAACACAAGGCAACAACAACUAGCUAGAGCUACUCAAAGGCUCCAUCACAUUUCAAAGUCCUCUUCAAACUUCAAAGCAAAUCAGGCUUAGAGAUCUGUGCACGUACACACAUAACCGAUUAGAAGAACUUAUUUAAAAGGCAGAUGGAUCGCGUGAUGAAGCUGGCGUCGGAGAGAGCGGUGGUGAUCUUCACCCUGAGCUCCUGCUGCAUGUGCCACACCGUGGCGCGGCUCUUCUGCGACCUAGGUGUCAACGCACUGGUGCACGAGCUCGACCAAGACCCCAGGGGAAAGGAGAUGGAGAGAGCUCUCCUCAAGAUGCUCGGGAAAGGCCCGUCUGUUCCGGUGGUGUUCAUCGGCGGGAAGCUUGUCGGCGGGACAAACAGGGUCAUGUCCAUGCAUCUCAGCGGCGAGCUGGUCCCAAUGCUGAGGAAUGCAGGUGCCCUCUGGCUAUAGAGGAAUGCAGGCGCCACUUGGGAAAAUAAAAUUUUGUCAAAGAGUGUGAAGUAUGUAUAUGCAUUUUCUUAGAAUAACGUAACUAAAGGCCUAGUUAGCGUCGAUCGAACAGGUUUUUUCAAUCCUGUUCCGGCAAUAGCAAGGCUUAUAGCUCGCUAUGAGCGAGUUUUACGUACGGGUGAUGUUCGUGUUGUAAUCCCAGUGCUAUUUGUGCACUCAGAUGUACAAUCAUCGUUUUUCAAAGAGCUAGUUGAUAAAUAUAAACAGUU
Aegilops tauschii subsp. strangulata is the source of this 761-nucleotide messenger RNA. Its product is annotated as putative glutaredoxin-C14. NCBI's taxonomy places the organism in Eukaryota, Viridiplantae, Streptophyta, Magnoliopsida, Poales, Poaceae. The record is from RefSeq and is a predicted model, not a curated record.